Molecule: messenger RNA, 791 nt
Organism: Daldinia loculata
Lineage: Eukaryota; Fungi; Ascomycota; Sordariomycetes; Xylariales; Hypoxylaceae
Exons: 3
Coding region: 115-711 (198 amino acids)
Source: RefSeq, a predicted model, not a curated record
CGACAUUAGCCGAACUCCCGAGCAAGCCAUGAGGCUCAUCCCAGUAGCAUAUAAGCGCCAACAUUAUUCACAGCCAAGUAUGAACUAUGCUGUUAGGUGUAUCGGAAGCGCCAAAUGCUACACCACUCCUCACUAAAACCAAUCAGAAAAUAUAUCACACAAUGUUAUCAGAUAUCAUAUUUCUACCACCCCCACCUUCCUGUCAUCCGUUCAAGGAUCCAAGGUGUACGACAGGCAUAUACUACACUUUACCUAAUUUCGAUUUAUUCUUCCGAGAAGGUUGUACUCUAUUCAUAUCUUCAGUUCCUGAGGAGUGAAAAUUUCAUUGAAUUCAUCAAGACACGAGGUCGUCAAGACAUCUAUUUUUCGAUAACAAUGGCCUCAGAGAAACAAAGCCCACCACCCCCAUAUCUCGAGAUUUCUAGUUCGGUAUCACCGGGGAACAAGGCAGCAAACUACGGACACGACAAUGCAGUAGCUCAGUCCGGAGAAGGACAUUCGAGCGAAAGUCAUGGGGACAGGAAUUUAACAGGUCAAGCUGGGACAGAUGGGCACUGGAACAUAAAUGAAGGGAAUCGAAAUCAAACAUUGCAGAUUUCGAGCGUCGUGGCCAUCGUCAUUAUCACUGGUUUCUUGGCUGUGGCAUAUGUACUUGGGUCUUUACUCUUCUUGUUGUUUCACCUGUUCAAGGAAAAGCUCAUGGCACAUUGAAACGUUAGAGUAUUGUGACUCAAUAAAUUUUAUGAGAUUGAUACAUAGCCCUGUAUCUACUUCUGAUGCAUGAAUUUGAC